This is a messenger RNA of Musa acuminata subsp. malaccensis (wild Malaysian banana), 546 nucleotides long. Its product is annotated as copper transporter 6-like. Gene Ontology annotation, cellular component: plasma membrane. Gene Ontology annotation, biological process: copper ion transmembrane transport. The record is from RefSeq and is a predicted model, not a curated record. Lineage: Eukaryota; Viridiplantae; Streptophyta; Magnoliopsida; Zingiberales; Musaceae. Gene Ontology annotation, molecular function: copper ion transmembrane transporter activity.
UUAUCCGUGGUUGCGACAAGAGAAGACUGUAGAUGGAAAUGGGAGGCGGAGCAGCCACGGGCGACGGCAUGGGCCACGAGAAGGAGAUGAAGAUGACGAUGCACAUGACCUUCUUCUGGGGCGAGAACGUGGAGAUCCUUUUCUCCGGCUGGCCCGGAGACCGCGGACUCGGCAUGUACCUCCUCGCCCUCCUCUUCGUCCUCGCCAUCUCCGCCCUCACCGACUUCCUCUCCACCGUCUCCCGGAGGCGCUGUGGCGGCAUGGCCGCCGUACUGCACGCCGUGCGCAUGGGGUUGGGCUACCUGGUCAUGCUCGCCGUCAUGUCCUUCAACGGUGGCAUCCUCGUCGCGGCCGUCGCCGGCCACGCCCUCGGCUUCCUCCUCUCACGAAGCCUACUCCGACGAGCUGAAUCCAAUCACGCAGACGAUACAGGGAGUGCCAGCGCCGGCCAGCUUCCUCCCUCCAAGAUAAUAAGCUCACGGUCGUAGGUGGGGGCUUGUCCAAUUCUCUUUGUAUUCCUUCCUAUAAUUCACCUGCUAAUUGCUA